Eupeodes corollae is the source of this 4496-nucleotide messenger RNA. It is a transcript of the gene Cp190, whose product is annotated as centrosome-associated zinc finger protein CP190. The record is from RefSeq and is a predicted model, not a curated record. Lineage: Eukaryota; Metazoa; Arthropoda; Insecta; Diptera; Syrphidae. The transcript has 5 exons. Gene Ontology annotation, biological process: regulation of transcription by RNA polymerase II. Gene Ontology annotation, cellular component: nucleus. Bases 512 to 3982 code for a protein of 1156 amino acids. Gene Ontology annotation, molecular function: RNA polymerase II cis-regulatory region sequence-specific DNA binding; protein binding; DNA-binding transcription factor activity, RNA polymerase II-specific.
GUCGGCAACACAUCAAAAUAACACCACAAAUUCAAUCCAACCACCACUUGCUAAAUAAUGGCUUGGCUUCGUUAAGUUUUCAAUACUUUUAUUCAUUAUGACAUUUCGUUAAGACUAGGACGCCAUUUUGGGUUGAAGUAAUUGGAAAACUGAAGCGACUCCUGUGUUUUCGAUUUCGAUCAAAAAUACAAAAAUAUAUUAUUUAUUUUUUUUAAUAAAUUUACAAACAUCAAAUUAGUUUAGUUUACAUUUAGAGCUGUUGAGGAAAAACAAAUAUUUCUUAAUUCUUGCAGACGUGUUUUAAAGAAUUUCUAAUUCAAGCGUUAAAAGUGCACAAUAAGAAAAAAGAAGUAAUAAAAAGAAGAAAGCUUUCAUUUCGGUGCAUUGUCAAAUUCCAUUUGUGGAGAAAUUAUAUUUUUGUUCUCUCGCGUUUGUCGUAAUUUUGUUGGCGCUGCGAGGUGUAAAUAAACAUCAAGUUUUGUAACAUUAACUUUUUAGGUGAAUACAUUGAAUGAGCAUAGAACUGAUUGGCGUUCAAAGCUACGCGAUGGGUGAAAUAAAAUCUGUCAAAGUAGACAACUGGGGGGUAUUCUUCUUACAAAAGUUACAGAAUUUCUUCAAUAAGACCGAUUUCUGUGACUUGACAUUACAAUUUCGUGAUAAUUCUCAGUUAAAAGUGCAUCGUCUGGUUUUGAGUGCUUGUACGGAUUUUUUCAAUGUUCUGGAACAGACAUGCGAACUUAUGGACGAUGCAUUGGUUAUGCCAGCGGAAUUACAAGCCGAUGUGGUUGUGCCGAUUGUCAAUUUUAUGUACACCGGAACUCUGGAAUUCGAGUUGAAAAUGUAUGGCAAACUUUUGAAGACCGCCAAAGAAAUGAACAUGACUGUACUGUUGAAAUUGCUGGAAGCACAUAAGCGUACUAUGGAAAUUUCAAGGACGGCUCCUAGCAAGGUUGCCAACCAAAUGAUAAAGAAAAAAAGUAUUCCAAUCAACGCCGCUCCAAAGCUUCUCCAAUCGCCACAGUCGUCUGUAAAUUCAACACAACAACCUCAACAACGUUUGCAACAUACAACAAUACAUACAAACACAACACCAAAGCGAGGUAUUAUGAGACAAAUGCAAGAUAGAAUCACCUAUAAGCCUGCACCAAACACAUUACUACGGGUUCCUCCGAAAUUACAACGUGGUCCAAUUCGUUUUGAAGAACCCAAUUCUCAGGCAGAAACUUAUGAGUCAUCAUUCGAUUCUAUUUCAUAUGAAAGCAAACCAUUGAAAGAGGAGCCAGAAGAUUAUAUAGAUAUGCAGUCAUCUUCACAAUGGAAUCGUUCAUCACCAUUUGAACAAUUGCGCAAAGGUUUCAAUAAUAAUAAAAGACCAGCAGUGGCGACAUUUACCUCGCCACCAGCCAAGAAACCAAACAUUGAAGAUGUUAAGGAAUUUUCAGAGCAACAAAGAAUGAGAAAACAAAUCGCUGCUGAAUUUGGCGACGAUGCUGAAUUUGAUAGUAUUAUGGAUGAUGAGUUUCAUCAUGAUGAUGACGAUGAAGAACCUUUGAGUGUUAAUCCCUCUCCAUCCUCAUCGUCUGUAUUAGUCAAACAACAACAGCAACAACAACAACAGCUGCAGCAACAAAAUCAACACUCAUCAAUUAUCAUCAAACAAUCGCCAAAUGAGAAACCAACAAUUGUUGUUAAAGACAGUUCUAACUCUAAAAUGGAUCAUGCUAAAAUUAUAAGUGAAGUUCUUCGUCAAUAUCCACAUUUGGUGAAAAGUAACAAAAACAUCAAAUUAAAAAUAAUGCCAAAUAUUGGCGGACAAUCACAAAAGAUUAUUGUGAAAAAGGAAGCAAUUGAAAAUAUAUCAUCGGGAUUGGAACAAUCUAACGAAACAGAAAAAUUGCAAACUUUACAGCAACCAUCUGGAUCGCAAAAGGCACAAACGAUUAUAAAGAAACCAUUAAGGGCAUACCCAAGUGCUGUUAAAGUUGAGACUCAAACUAAAGCUGCACAAAUAAUUCCGGCGAAGAAUUCAAAUGACGUUAAGACAGCACCUAGUGCUGCACCACAAAAGCGUAGGAUUGAUAGCAAAACAAUGCAUGCGCUGAUUGCACAAGGCGCUGAAAACACAACAGGUCCUUGGCUUUGUCUACGUUGUGGUGUUAAUGGUCGACCUAUAAGUAUUCCAUCGUAUCGUGGAUUCCGUCGUCAUUUGAUCAAUACACACAAGGAAACUAUUGAUGCAGCACUUUGCGAAUAUUGUGGUUGGCGUUCAAAGACUAAUCGUGAGCUUCAUCAUCACAUGUUGACAGACCAUAAAGUUGCCUCUCUCCUUUAUACAUUUCCCGAAUGUAAGGAAUGCAAUAAGAUUUGCUUGAGUGAAAAUGAUUUGCAACUUCAUGGUGAACAAUAUCAUCCCGAUUCACACAAACAACAAUGCAUCUAUUGCAAUAAGGUCUUCGUUAAAGAAAUGAAUCUUUAUACACAUAUGAAGACAUUCCACAAGAAACGUGCCCGUGAAGAUGGUGUUAUUGACUUUUCAGACGAAGAAAUGGAUGAAGAACUCGAAGCGAACUCCUCAGAUGCAAAAAUCAAAAUCCUCUCAGACAUUGCCUUGCCCAGUACAUUAUUGAAUCUAGAGGAACAUCAACCGACAGUUGAAGAAGAAGAAUACGCAAAUGACAGCGGACCGAAGUUUGUCAAUGCGGAUGGUAAUGAAAUGCUUCUUACCGCCGAACAGAGAGAAGAAAUAAUGUCCCAAUUGGAUCAGGAUCAUGACGGUGGUGUUGUAAUGGUUUUGAAUGAGAGCGUCUUUCCGCCAGAUGAAGGCACAGAAGUUGCUGAAAAUGAUAUAAAACUAAAGGUGGAAGCGAGGGAUGCAGAGAGAGAUACUGAUGAGUUUGUCGAUCCAAACACUGAAUUUUUAUCGACAGCUGAUGCUGCGGAAGAAGAAGAAGCCAAUAAAGUCGAUGAAGAUGAGAGGUUGCAAGAACAUCAUGAAUCUGAUAAUGACGAACGUUUGGACGAUGAGGAUCAUAUGGAAUGGGCUGAGAAUUUAAUUUCUGCUCAUGAUGCAGAUGAUGAUGAACAAAUGGAAGAUGACAAAAACAAUGAUGACAUCGAGACAGACGACGAUGAAGGAACUGAAAAAGAUGUUAAUGAAGAGAACAAGAUCAAAGAAGAAAUUAUUUCACCAACAAAAUCUGCAAAAGAUGAAAAACCAGAUCCCAAAAAGGCAGAAGAUAUAAAUUUAAAAUUAAAAAUGUUGACAGGUGAUUGGACAGACGAUGAAAUUGAUGAAGAAGAGGAAGAAAAUAUUGCCGAGCAACUUGAACAACAUAAAGAAAAGACACAAGAACAUGAAGAAUCAGUAAUACCACCUGUUGAAGAUGAAGCUGAAAAAGUGAAAUCGGACAAUGUGGAAAAUAAGAGCCAAGAUGAAGCUACCGAUGAGUUCAUAAAUGAAACCGAAGUAGAAGCCGAUUCUUCAUUGAUAGCAGAAGAUGAAAUAACACAAUCAUCACACUCUGAACAAGUGCAGGAAGAAGAUGAAGCCACAAAAGAAGAAGUUCAGGUUGAAAAAUCAGAAACAACUGCCGAAGAAAAGUCUGAGGAUGUCAUUUCAGAACCAGAAUCAGCUGCACCCACAGAUGUUGAAAAAAAUAAAGAAGUUGUUGUCUCAUCGGUGGAAGGAGGAAGAACGUCUCGGCGAACAUCAUCAGCCAAAGAGAAGGAUCUGCAAAAAAGUCAAUCAACAGAUGAUUUGUCAGACUCCAAGACUCAAUCGACAAAAAAAGACAAUGAUGAUGUACAAGAUGAAGAAACUGAAACAGAAACAGAUAAACCUCCCAAAUCAAAAACUCCUGACGAAGACAAAGAUGGAGUCAAAACAUUAUCAAAAUCAAUAGAAGAAGACUCAUCGAAAACACCAGACAAAGUAAAGAGUCUACUGAAUGAAUGGGCCGAUGAAGAGGACGAUUUGUAGAUAAUAAUUUCGAGCACGUUUUGAAUAUAAAACUUUAAAAAUUGGAAAUUUAUUUUGCUUGAUAAGAUUGCAAUUAUAAAUAUGCCAAUAAGAAGAAACACGAAUAUUUGUGUUCUUGUUAUUAAGAUUAAGUAUUGAUAUUUUCUUUUUUGUCAUAUCUCAGAUGUUGCAUUGGAACAUAUUUUAAAAUAAAAUCAAAAAUUCAAUUUUAUCAUGUAUGUAAAAUAUUUGUUAGAAGACUGUGCGCAUUAUGAAGAAACUUCAUAAUACGGUCGCUAUUUCAAACAUUUAGAAAUAUAGUUUUAUUUUUUUUUCUCUAUGAGUUUAUCAUAAAUAUUCAUUAUUGUAUUGCUUAUAAUUUUAAAAACUUAACUAACAUUAAAUUGCUUGAACAUUUAUACGUGUAUGUAUAUGAUUUAAAACAAAAUAAUAACUUUAAGUUUAUAGAUAUCCAGAUUGUUAGAAAAUCGAAAAAAACAAAUAAACACGAAAAUAAACAAAAAAUAUCACUGAA